AUGGUAACGGUCAAAGCUGACCUGAAAGGAAUUCCAGAUAGUGAAGAUGAUCAGUACGCGGAGUGUAUGAUUGAUUGUAUGGGCUUGUCAGCUGAAUUAUCACCAAUAGAUAUUGCGACUGAUCACUUCUAUACGUUUGGACAUGGGUACGAUGACGCCAGAGAAGUGUUGGAGGCUCUCGGUUCAGAGAUCACGUCUGAUAUAGCAGAGUCCGAUUGGACCGAUGUUGAUCUGUCGAAUGGCUAUUAUUCCGGAUGGGAUGAUGAUGAUGAAGAAGUUGUUGGGGUGAAAAAUGACUCCACGGUCCAAACCAGUCCCACCCUGUGUCUUGACUUCUAA
Molecule: messenger RNA, 339 nt
Organism: Candidozyma duobushaemuli
Lineage: Eukaryota; Fungi; Ascomycota; Pichiomycetes; Serinales; Metschnikowiaceae
Exons: 1
Coding region: 1-339 (112 amino acids)
Source: RefSeq, a predicted model, not a curated record